AUGUCAGAAGAUAAACCAAGAGGUAUUUUAAGAAAUAAAUCAGUGAGUGAAAGCGCCGAAUCAAAUGCGGAUAGAUUAGACCGUCAGGAAGUUAUUAAAAAUACUAGGCUAAAUGCCCAAUUGGCAUCAGAAUCGUCAAAAGGAGACAAAAUAAGAGCCAAGAUCGCAGAGGCUAAAUCACAUCAAAGAGACGACGACGGGAAUGAAUCACAUGGAGAAAAGCCGUCAGAUCACUUACAAUGGGAUGAGGUGAACUUGUAUAAGACGGAGCAAGAGAAAUGUGCAACGAUGAAAAUUGAUGAGCCAAAGACGCCGUAUGAAGGGGGAUUCAAUCCGGAGGGAGAAUACUACAAGGAUGAUGAGGACGAGAUUCCAGACUUUGAAUUGGGAAGUGGAGAAUACGAUCAUAUUGAGGACAAGGGGUCGUCGCUCAAUGGUGGUGAGGUGAUUAAGGACCCUCGAUACGAAGAAGAGGAGUCAAAGGAGAAUGAAGAACCGGCCGAGACGACGGAAGAGAAACAUAAGAGGUUUGAGGAAAUGAGAAAAGAGCAUUACCACUUGAAGGGAAAUGCGUUGAAGCAGAAGAUUGAGAUUUCUGAUGAAGACGACGAAUAA
Debaryomyces hansenii CBS767 is the source of this 615-nucleotide messenger RNA. RefSeq lists its product as uncharacterized. Gene Ontology annotation, biological process: regulation of signal transduction. The transcript has a single exon. NCBI's taxonomy places the organism in Eukaryota, Fungi, Ascomycota, Pichiomycetes, Serinales, Debaryomycetaceae. The coding region runs from base 1 to 615 and encodes 204 amino acids. Gene Ontology annotation, molecular function: protein phosphatase inhibitor activity. The record is from RefSeq and is a predicted model, not a curated record.